Messenger RNA from Triplophysa dalaica, 1956 nucleotides. RefSeq names its product neuropeptide FF receptor 1 like 1 (gene npffr1l1). The record is from RefSeq and is a predicted model, not a curated record. Gene Ontology annotation, molecular function: peptide binding; neuropeptide receptor activity. The transcript has 4 exons. Gene Ontology annotation, biological process: G protein-coupled receptor signaling pathway. Gene Ontology annotation, cellular component: membrane. The coding region runs from base 77 to 1186 and encodes 369 amino acids. Lineage: Eukaryota; Metazoa; Chordata; Actinopteri; Cypriniformes; Nemacheilidae.
CGCAUUAAAGGACACAGCACAGCAGAAGCAUCUGAACAUCAGAAGUGUGGAUGUAUUAAAACACUUGCGUUCAGGCAUGGCUGUGAGCUACAUUCUCUCCUACUUGAUUGUGCUUCUCCUGUGCAUUGUCGGAAAUGGGCUUGUCUGCCUCGUGGUCAUCAGGAAUCGCAACAUGCGAUCUGUAACGAACCUCUUCAUCCUCAACCUGGCCAUCAGUGACUUGCUGGUGGGCGUGUUCUGUGUGCCCACCACGCUGAUUGACAGCCUGAUCUCGGGUUGGCCUUUCAGCCAAAUGACCUGCACGAUGAGUAACCUUGUCCAGGGAAUGUCAGUGUCUGCCUCUGUCUUCACUCUGGUUGCCAUAGCAAUAGAUAGGUUUACGGGCAUCGUUUAUCCUUUUCGCCAUCGUCUUAGGCCAGUCUCCGCAUUCUUCGCCAUCGUCUUCAUUUGGCUCCUCGCUUUUGCCAUCAUCAUUCCUUCAGCCGCGACACUAACCGUCAUACAUGUGGAUGACGUUUACAUGGUCCAGGAUAACCGGAUCUACCCACUGUCUGUGUGUUUCGAGGACUGGCCAAGAGCCGAUAUGAGACGGGUCUACACCACUGUCAUGUUCAUCCACGUGUACCUAGCACCGCUCGGUCUCAUAAGUAUCAUGUACGGCUGCAUCGCGGCCAAGCUCUCCAACAACCUGCGUGAGAAUCGAGGUCGUUCCAGGAGAAAGAUGAAGGUCGUAAAGAUGCUCAUCAUGGUCGCCGUUCUCUUCAUGGUGUCCUGGCUCCCACUCUGGACUUUAAUGCUUCUGACAGAUUAUCAGGAUCUGGACAGAGAACAGAUCGACUUCUUAAGUAGCUAUCUUUUCCCUGUAGCACACUGGCUGGCGUUCUUCAACAGCGGCGUUAAUCCGAUCAUCUACGGCUUCUUUAACGAAAACUUCCGCAGGGGCUUCCAGGCUGCCGUGGCCUGCGGUUCAUGCAAUUCUGUUGUUUCUGAAAUGCUCCACACGCACUUCGCUCUCCCGCCUCCUAACAAGGUAUCAGACAGGAGCAGAGGCAUCGCUAGCGUGCAGAAGGAGCGCUGUUUCGCUGUGAUGCCCAGAAGAGCCGCUCAUGGCGUUCAAGGAAUUCUCCUAGAGGACAUGAAUGGAAUUACAACUGCUCACAAAGUACUAGGGGCUUGGAUGGAAUGAGCUUUGAAAAAUGGAAGAAAAUCAGUGACGCCUUGAACGAUAAAUGACUAAAUGUAAAUGAUAGACCCUUAAGUUUGAGGUAUAAGUUAUAAUUCAUUUGGUUACAGAUAAGAUUUAGUAUAACAAUGCUGUGUGUCUAAGUGUCUAUGAAAGUGCAUCCAAUAAAAAUAUAUGUUUUUUUUUGCAAAUACUGGUUCAUCAGAAAACAAGUGCCUUGUCUGCAGUGCAUAUCUGUAACACGAAUAUUGUUUUUUACUAACACAAAACUGAUUAUUCUGAAGAACUGACUUUAUUUUUAACAGCAAAAAUGCUGAAACAAUCAUUGUCCGUUUUAACAUACUCACAUUCUGAAGGAUUUACAGUAAAUUGAUUAUGGGUUCUUUCUUUUUCAUCAGCUGUGGAAGAUUUUUACAGUGUUUCAAAAUGGCAGUGUCCUCGCUGGGUACAUCAUAAGAAAGCCACAGGAAACGGAUUGACAAUAAAAACCUGAAUGUGAAUAUUUACUGUGAAUAUUUAUAGCAGGGAUUUUGUGUGACAUGUAAGAGGCACAGAACAUAUUGUCACGUGUUGUGGCUCAUGAUGUGUUGUUUCAGCCCAGUCAAAGCUUGUGCUGCUGUAAGCUUCAGGUGUUAUUGCCUUUAAAUCUUUUUACUGUUGUGUUUUCCCAAAUAAUGUUUUCAGAUGGAAAGUAAAUAUUUAUUUACUUCCUAAUCGUAUAGAAAUGUUUUCUUUUAUUUUGUAAUUUAUUUCAAACUAUAGGCUAUAUGUAU